This is a messenger RNA of Durusdinium trenchii, 1107 nucleotides long. Lineage: Eukaryota; Dinophyceae; Suessiales; Symbiodiniaceae. The record is from the annotation of a GenBank genome assembly.
AAGAAAGAAAGAGACGUUCUGCAAGAAGCGUUUUUGUCAGUAAGGGGUAGUUCGUCAAUUCCCUGCACAUAGCAUGGGGUGAAUAUUAUUAUCCUUAGAGCGAUAUGAUGAUGUAGCACAUUGUGAAGCAAACAGUUUCAACACACAUGUUACCCCCUAUGAUCCCCCAUGUUUUCAUUCGGGCUUGUUGUUUCUUGCUCGGUUUAUGCCCUGGCCCUGAGUUUGGCUUCCGGCUCCCUGAAGGUUGUUGCGAUCAAACAAAUCACCGAAGAUGCUCGGAUGAGAUCAGAGCAGCAGCUCGCGUUCGUGCGCGAGAUGAGUGUCUUGACUCAGGUGCGGCAUGAAAAUUUAGUCCAGUUGUACGGCGUGUGCCUGGAUUCUCCGCCGCUGCGCAUUGUCACGGAGUUCUGCGGUGGUGGCGCAGCCUUCGAGCUGCUCCACGGCUCACCACACAUCGACCUGGUCUACUCACAGCAGAUCAAAAUGUGCCGAGAUGUGGCCAGGGCCAUGUGCUAUUUGCAUACCUUUAACCCAAUGAUCAUCCACAGAGAUUUAAAAUCUCUGAACCUUUUGCUUGACAAACCGGUCAGAGGUCCGACGGAUUUGCCUUUGAUCAAAGUUUGCGACUUCGGUGUCGCCAAGUUCCAGGAGCAAGCGGGCUCUUGGGGGCAGAUGACGAAUCAGGCAGGCACCAAGCAUUGGAUGGCCCCAGAGAUGUGGGCGGGCUCAACCUAUGAUGAGAAGGUAGAUGUGUUUUCCUAUGCUAUGGUCAUCUAUGAAAUUAUUUGCCGCGAAGUCCCUUUCGAGGAUGAGGAACCGACAGAUGUCGGAAAAUACACUGUCGCCGGCCUUCGCCCUGACAUGGAUGCGGUGCCACCAGACUGUCCAGUGGAAUUGAUCAAAAUCAUGAAGGCGUGCUGGGCUCAAGAUCCCUCGGAGCGGCCAUCGUUUCCCAAAGUCUUGGAGGGAAUUGAAGCCCUGCGGAUUUGAUUCCAAGUUCAACCUCACACCGGUGUGUCGCCUUUACGGUGGGUCUGACAGGGUUGGCCAAAUUGCGUGAUUUGAUUUCACAGUGGCAGAACAGUAAACAGCCGUUCUUUGGCGAGC